AUGCAACAUAGAGCAACGACCACAGAAGUGCUCGACACGAUCUCACUGGAGAAACAAACGGACAUUCAUGUCGAGGAAGCAUUGACACGCAAGUCCAAGGAAACUUCCGACGAAGAUGAGUUCGACUUAGAAUUCACUCGCGAGGAUUGGCGUAAGAUCAAACGACGGAUUGAUCGACGGCUGAUUGUGACAUGUGGAUUCAUGUACACGAUUAGUGUGAUGGACAGGAACAAUGUUGGAGCCGCAGCCAUAGCUGGUCUAACCACGGAGCUUCAGUUGACUGUCGGCUAUAGAUAUUCGGUGGUGGUGUUAGCUUUCUUUGCUACAUACUGCGUUUUCCAGGCACCUGCGACCAUUCUAUGCCGAAAGAUUGGACCACGAUUCUUCCUUGCUGGAACCACGUUCGCUUUUGGCGUUGUUAUGAUUGGAUUUGGCUUUCCACAGACAUGGACUGCGCUUCUGGGCCUCCGAUUGCUACUGGGAGUGCUUGAAGCAGGCUUUUUCCCUGCUUGCGUGUACUUGAUCUCGACGUGGUAUUCGAGAUAUGAUAUGCAUAAGAGGUACUCCUUUUUCUAUCUGAUUGGCUCUCUUGCAUCUGGGUUUGCCGGCAUCCUGGCAUACGGUCUCAUGCAGAUGAACGGUAUAGCCGGACUCUCAGGCUGGAGAUGGAUUUUCAUCAUUGAAGGCAUAUUUACCUGUGUCGUUGGAAUUGUGGGGUAUUUUCUCCUCAUAGACUUCCCAGACCGAUCUUUGAAGAAAUCCUGGCGCUUCCUGAGCGAACGAGAGCUGAAAUUUGUGAUUCGCCAGCUGUCGAAAGACCGAGACGAUGUUGAGCCGGAGCCAUGGAACUUCAAGAGAUGGGCAUCCUCUGGCCUCGAUCCCAAGGUUUGGGGUUUUGCAAUGAUCUUCUUUGGCGUCGUCACUAACGCCACCGGGAUUGGGUUCUUUCUUCCCAUCAUUCUACGACAAAGUAUGGGCUUUUCGGUUGCAGCAGCCCAGUGUCUGGUAGCUCCACCUUUUGGCUUUGCUGGAAUAAUGAUGCUGGCAACCUCAUGGGUUGGCGACAAAUACCGCAUCAGAGGACCCAUCGUGGCUUUCAAUGCUACACUAUGUCUCAUAGGCCUUCCAAUUAUGGGGUUCGCAAGUACUGCAGGUACUCGAUAUUUUGGGGUUUUUUUGACAACGGCUGGAACCCAUGCGAAUCUACCUGCUAUGAUGGUAUAUCAGGUAGGCUAA
Molecule: messenger RNA, 1236 nt
Organism: Exophiala bonariae
Lineage: Eukaryota; Fungi; Ascomycota; Eurotiomycetes; Chaetothyriales; Herpotrichiellaceae
Exons: 6
Coding region: 1-1236 (411 amino acids)
Biological process (GO): transmembrane transport
Cellular component (GO): membrane
Molecular function (GO): transmembrane transporter activity
Source: RefSeq, a predicted model, not a curated record